Messenger RNA from Fonsecaea nubica, 1101 nucleotides. RefSeq lists its product as hypothetical. The record is from RefSeq and is a predicted model, not a curated record. The coding region runs from base 1 to 1101 and encodes 366 amino acids. Lineage: Eukaryota; Fungi; Ascomycota; Eurotiomycetes; Chaetothyriales; Herpotrichiellaceae. Gene Ontology annotation, cellular component: Golgi apparatus. Gene Ontology annotation, molecular function: protein binding. Gene Ontology annotation, biological process: Golgi organization. The transcript is spliced from 3 exons.
AUGUUUGGGGCUUUGAAUCGCUUUAUAGCUCGCCUCGACGGUGAGCCGCCUCCACGACAAGCAGAUACUGGGCCUUCGGAUACAUCGUAUGGCUUUCAAGUCCUGCGAAACACAAAUAAAGACCUCCCCAUUGAACCGUGGUUCGACUUCAUCAUAGGCAUAAACGGCCAUUAUCUGGACUCGCCGGAUCCCGCCCUGUUCACAACCGAACUGCGCAACUGCGCUGGAGGAUACUGUUCGCUGGAUCUAUGGAGCGCAAAGGGUUCAAGAUCCCAUUCGAUCAGUGUCGCCGUUCCUUCUCCCCCAGAAACGCUCGGACUCUCACUACAACUCGCACCUCUCAAUUCCGCACACAACAUCUGGCAUGUCUUGGCCAUUCCCUCCCCGUUGUCACCGGCCCAUCAAGCAGGCCUCCUACCGCAUAGCGACUACAUACUUGGCUCGCCAAGCGGCACGUUAAAGGGAGAAGCUGCUCUCGGUGAGCUCGUGGAAGACCAUCUCAAUCGCAGUUUGGUACUAUGGGUCUACAACUCGGAAUUUGACGUGGUUAGAGAGGUUGAACUGGUGCCGCGAAGAGGAUGGGGAGGCGAGGGAGCUCUAGGGGCGGUCCUUGGUUUUGGCGCCUUACACCGCUUGCCAGUGGGAUUGGGAGAAGAGGUGCAGGCACCGGGAGAAAAUCUAUUUGACGCUGACAAGAAGAGCUCGGAGAAUGGGCAACAGGACGUGUUCACCAACACCUUCCAACCUGCCCCUGCUCAGGAUCUACCUUCACCUCCUAUGGUCAAUCCGAAUAUCCCUCCACCCCCAUUGAUGAGCCCAGGAGCUCCCCCUCCCACUGCAUCCGCCACCUCCAGAGCACGAAAGGGAAGACACCAUGGCGCAGCUGCUCUGGGCAGUGGCUUCGAUGAUAUAUUCGCCGAAGGUGCUAAGAAGAGUGCCGAGCGGGACCAUGUACCUUCAAGAAAAGGUACGCCGCUUGCCCCGCCACCCAAGAUCACAUCUGCUGGGCCAACGCCGCAUUCUGUCACUCAUGACAAAGAGGAUCCGCUAGCGCAAGCAGGUGAGGAUCUUGGUGAACCUGGGGAUGCCGAGGAAACGUGA